AUGUCGCAACGACAGCAACAACGAAGCGCACCAGCGCCCUCACAAACACAAACUGAAACCCCAACACAAACACCAGAGACGAGAGAACAAGCUCCUCAGAUUCUGCGGCUCCGGGGUGCGCAUACCUCCAACGGACGAUCUGUGCAGUGGGCAGAGGAUGCUGUCGAUGAGUCCAGCGACGAGUCUUCUUCAGAUUCUGACUCCGACUCGGGGUCUGAUCGCGACGGCGCACAACCAGCAGGUGGCAAGCGUCAAGGCUGCGGCCAUGGGCAUGGGCAUAAUCACGGACGAGGACGAGGAAGCGGAAAGGACAAAGAGAAGAGAGCACCAAGCCCAAAUGCGUACGAGAAAGUGCCCAAGCCGAAACCCAAGGAUGGGUCGUCGGAAACCAAGCCUUAG
Messenger RNA from Fusarium graminearum PH-1, 399 nucleotides. RefSeq lists its product as uncharacterized. The record is from RefSeq and is a predicted model, not a curated record. Lineage: Eukaryota; Fungi; Ascomycota; Sordariomycetes; Hypocreales; Nectriaceae. The transcript is spliced from 2 exons. The coding region runs from base 1 to 399 and encodes 132 amino acids.